UCGUGACGAAAGCUGCUCAAGGGUACCCACCUUCCAUGCAAAUAUCAACCCGGAAGCUCUCGGGGGCAAAUUCGCCAUACUUAUUCACCUAUAAAUAGUCUUAAUCAUUUUGACAAGUCACACAAAACCCGCGCCCUUCUAAAGAAAUCUAAAUGAUCGCAAUUCAAUUUCAGAGUUGAAAAUUCUUCAACUGUUAAAAAAAAAUUGAUAGAAAUUUUCGAUUUUGCGUUUAUAUUUAAUCAUUAAGUUACCUACCUAUAUUCAAUUUUGGGGCUCGAAAUUCUUCAAAUACCUAAGCUCGAAGACAAUUUGACGGAAAUUAAUGAAUUCUAUUCUAAUCGAAAGUCGAAUCCUGAUAAAUCACGCUAGGGCUAACAAGGGACCGUCUUGAGGUGUCACACUCCGAUUUGAACGGGGCCGCGAUUUUUGGAAAGAGCAUAGUCUAAAACCCCCAAAACCAAAUUUUCAGUUGCCCAAAAUUAUUUUUCGAUUUUUGGCGAAGUUUUGAAAAUUCAAAAUUGACUGUUUUUGGCGAUUUAUGCAUUUUUUAAAAAAAAGUACGCCCCACGUACGCAGAAAAAACCAAAAAAUUUGAUGCGCAUGAAAAAAUUUCAAAAAAAAAUUUUACGAUCAAUUUUUUUUGUUUUUUUGCGUAUGUGGGGCUUCUGUUGUUUCAUCUGUCAUGUCAUACCCGUUUUGCUAAGCGCCUUGAACAGCAUGUUGCAGCUAAAUACAAUCAAAUUACAGCUUUUUUCAUCUACUUUCCAAAUAUACAAUAUACAUAUAAUCUCAGUCACGUUUUUAAAAUUUCGUUUUUGUAUUACAAGCGUUUAAAGUAGGGUCAGAACUUAUGGCAGGAGUGUGUACAUUUACAUUGGUUAUGACCUUUUUCAACCUUUGGAUAUCUACUGUAAGUAUGCUGAUUGCCAGAUAUUUUCAUGCGUACAAGUGGGUAGGUACUAGGUAGCUAUAGGUACCUAUGAUACUUUGUGACAUUGAAAAAUUAUCAUAAGUACCUAUACCAUUUGCAUUACAACAGUUUUUAUCGAGUAGCGCUGCUAUUUAAACAGCGUAAAUAGCGUUGGAGGGGAGAGGAUAAUGUAAUUUGGCGAUACUACAGGGUGCCCAGAAAUAUCGAGCACCCCUAAAAAAGUUUUUCAUUAAAAAUAUAGGUUGGCAAUGUGAAAUAGAUGCAUAUGAUUGGUGGAAUGUUAUCUCUCCAGUCCAACAACCAAUCAUGUGCUAUCAUUAUUAUCAUUCACUGUGACCAACCAAAGUAUUUAGUAGAAAACUUUUUUAAGGGUGCUCGAUAUUUCUGGGCACCCUGUACAUAUUAUGCAAGCCAAGUGAACUGCCUCGAAAAAAAUUGAAACAGUCUUUGUUUAGUCUUCUGUUCUCUGCGUCUAUUUUUCAUUUAUUAAGUGGUACUUACUACUUACUUAGACUACGUGUUUUUUCAAACAUGGUGAAAAUGAUUUGUUUUAGUAAUGGUAUUACGCGUGUUUUCGUCUGUUUAUUUUUAUUAUAUCUUGAUCCAAACUCCACAGUCUUGUGUGAUGCAGCAAACGAGCUAAAAAGUACACUGGCACCAAAAAUUUGUAAGGUGCCCAUGCUAUCAUCACCCCAUAUGAAUAACACUUACAAAUGUAUCAAAAACAUCGAGGAUGAAUCAAAAUCUUGUGUUUCUAACGGUACAGUUUUCGAAUUGACGGUGAUUAAAAUCAAUUGCGAUCCUGGUUAUUCUGUAAAUGGCAAAGAUGAAUUGGUAUCAGUUUGCUACGAUAACGAAUGGGUUCCUCCCAUAAAAGAAUGCAUUAUUAGCCACCCUCCCGUAGAUUGCGGUAGAUUGCCAAAAAACGAACGUGAUUCGCAAACCUCGGGUAUGCCAUGGGAUGUCACCGUUCUCCGAUCAGAUAAGCAAACUAAGAUGGUAUGCUUGGGCACUAUCAUAACUUCCAGAGUAAUUCUAACCUCUGAACACUGCUUGCUCGCCAGCGUUUUUGAUCAGUAUGACCACAAAUCUAUGAGCCGCCGAAAUCCCUUGGAUCCCGCAAUGUUCGAAGUAGUGCAUGUGAAUGAUCUAGUUUAUCAAAUUAAUUCAACAUGGUGGAGCCGUGUGAAGUAUUUUACAUCCGAAUUUGUGAACAUUUUUAAAAAAACCAAAUUUUCUACACCACUGAAGAUUGAAGAAUUUCGUUACUUCAAGCACGGAAAUCAAGACGAAUCCCUCUAUCAUGACCCAUUAAUAGUAAUUAUGGAAAAAGAAAUCAAGUUUGACUCGCACGUUUACCCAGCUUGUGUUCAAUGGGAAACCCCCAAAAGACUAAACAUUACUACUGGAAUAGCAAAGUACUGCUUGCUCAUCAGCGUUUUUGGUCAGUAUGACUACAAAUCUAUGAGCCGCCGAAAUCCCUUGGAUCCCGAAAUGUUCGAAGUUACGCUCGCGAAUGAUAUAGGUUAUUUCACUAGGCCAACAUGGUGGACCCGUAUGAAGUAUUAUGCAUCCUUAUUCGUGGACCCAACACCCAAACGUUUAACACCACUAAUGAUUGAAGAAUUUCGUUAUUUCAAGCACGGAAAUCAAGACGAAUCCCUCUUUCAUGAUGUAUUAAUAGUAAUUAUGGAAAAAGAAAUCAAGUUCGACUCGCACGUUUACCCAGCUUGUGUUCAAUGGAGAAACCCCGAAAGACUAAACAAUACUACUGGAAUAGCAAAGGUAGAACAAUUCAGUACAGCUGCACACCAAUUCGGAUUCCGUAACAAAGAUUACUCUUUCAUGAGCCACGACGCAUGCCAAGAAAACCCAACAUAUCCUUACUUCGUGUUCAACUGGGCAGGUCUCCUGCGUAGUACUGACGAUGCGCCAAACACAGACCGCCAUGAUAUUAAAUUAUUUAUGAAACCUAAGCCUACUGCCCUACACGAAGGAAAAUUGUUUUGUCUAGAGGUGAAGCAGAACGAAUCGAUCACUUCUCAGACUUUAGUCGGCAGCGGUGUUAUGAUCAAAACAGAUCGUCGCUACUUUAUUCGAGGAAUUGCAGGACCAAGACUCUUGAGAUACCAAUCAAACGACGAUGCUGCUUUCAAAGAUUUCAUGAAUACAAUUCGUAACGUCGCAAACAUUUCGUUUCAACACUUUUCAAAAAAUAUUUCUGAUGCUAACGGGUCAUUUGAUCCUGAAUUUGUUCAGGAAGCAGUCUUCGUAUUUAAUUAUAACUUUGCGAGUAUUCUGCGGAAUCAUCUUAAACCAGUUGGAGAGUUGUUGACGAAUCAUCCAGAAAAGUUGCUCGGUGUUACAGAUGUGGCUGACUAUGUAGAUUGGAUCAAACAUGUUGUAGCUGAAGUCGACCCAUAUUACAUACUAGGAUUAUAAUUAUAUGUAGGUAUACCUAUACUAGCACAUAGAGAGCGAAUGUUUUUUAAAACUUGUUUAAACUUUUUACAAAACGAAACUUUCUUUAUUUC
Messenger RNA from Planococcus citri (citrus mealybug), 3465 nucleotides. RefSeq lists its product as uncharacterized. Lineage: Eukaryota; Metazoa; Arthropoda; Insecta; Hemiptera; Pseudococcidae. The coding region runs from base 1463 to 3373 and encodes 636 amino acids. The record is from RefSeq and is a predicted model, not a curated record. The transcript is spliced from 9 exons.